GAAUUAGAUAAGACCUGGCCACGAAAUGCUAAGCCGUGGCCACGAAAUGCUAAGCCAUGGCCACGAGAUGCUAAGUCGUGCCACAAAAUAGCUAAGUCGUGGCCACGAUAUGCUAAGUCGUGGCCACGAUAUGCUAAGUCGUGGCCACGAGGUGCUAAGUCGUGGCCACGAGAUACUAAGUCGUGGCCACGAGUUAUAUUUAAUUUUUCUCGUGUCCACUCCAUGCUUCCGUAG
Lottia gigantea (owl limpet) is the source of this 234-nucleotide messenger RNA. RefSeq lists its product as hypothetical. The transcript has a single exon. The annotation marks the transcript as partial. Lineage: Eukaryota; Metazoa; Mollusca; Gastropoda; Lottiidae. The record is from RefSeq and is a predicted model, not a curated record.